Panonychus citri (citrus red mite) is the source of this 3103-nucleotide messenger RNA. Its product is annotated as ras-related protein Ral-A-like. Gene Ontology annotation, molecular function: GTPase activity; GTP binding; GDP binding. NCBI's taxonomy places the organism in Eukaryota, Metazoa, Arthropoda, Arachnida, Trombidiformes, Tetranychidae. Gene Ontology annotation, cellular component: plasma membrane. The coding region runs from base 1952 to 2737 and encodes 261 amino acids. The record is from RefSeq and is a predicted model, not a curated record. Gene Ontology annotation, biological process: Ras protein signal transduction. The transcript has 3 exons.
CAGUUAACCAGCAACAAUUAAGGAUAAUUACAUCAUCUUCACUGGGAGAAAUCAACACUCUGAUUGGAGUUAAAUUAAAUCUCAAGAGAUGUAACAAUCUACAAAAUCAAUUUAUCCUCUAAUCCAAUGAUUUCUGUUAAUUAAACUAACCCUUUUAUGAUCAUUAUCAAGACAAUUAUCAUCGCUAUCAAAUUAAGGUUUAAUUAACCACAAAAAGUGAAAACUUUGUCCGUUUAUAUACAAAAAGAGGAAGCAAAUUAAGUAACUAAAUAAGCUAUUGGAAUGAUGGAUUGAACAAUUGUAAAGAUGUAAAAUCAAGUUAAACAAUUAGAGAAGUAACUCUUUCGUAAAUCAAGAUAUAUAUUCUGGUCUAACAAUCAACCACGGAAGUGAUUAAGUGGCCUGUUGAUUGUGUUGGUCACUCACGAUGAUUUCGCCUUGAUGGUUAAAUGUAUAUACAAGUUGACCAUUAACUCAAACCAUUAGUUUACCAAGCCUAAUUUACUAACCAAUAGACAACAAUCAAAAAUCAUAUUCACGGUGAAUUACAGUUAAUUGUAAAAAGUUUUCUGUGUUUUAAAUCAUUUGGCAACAAGGAAACAACAAUCAAGUAACAACAAUCAGUAACCAUAAUUAACUAAUCACCAUUUACAUCAACAUUGAACUUUUAUCAACAAUCAUUUCCAUAAGCAUUUGUGUGUAUUCAUCUUCAACCUUUUCAAAGUUUGCCAACAAUUAACUGAUCAACUGUACAGUUAAUCACAACAAUCAAGAUCUUAAUCUCUGUUCAUCGAUUAGGAGCCAUUUUCUUUUACCAUAGAGUAUCAGUCAGGAACAAAUUAAUCAAAAGAUGCCAAUCAAAUGCGACCUAAUUGUUUGAUAUGACAAACAAACAACAUCCACCGGAUUAAUCUUAAUUGUAGCCAUUAAAUUAUCAUCAUUGUCAACAUUUAUUACCUGUUAAUUGUUAAAAGAAAAGCAAACUGUAGACAAUCAUCAGAAUAGUGUAAACCAUCAUGAUCAUUAUAAUCUUCAUGAUGAUGAUGAUGAUGAUCAACAGCAACAAUUAACAAACACGAGCUGAUAAUUCAAUGAAUCAUUAUGAAUGCUUGGUGAUUGUGUAUCACCAGGUUGACAUUUUUGUUUGUUAACUUUUUUCAUACAAUAAUUAAUGUUUACAAACUGUAUUUAGAUGAUUUAAUGAGCCUACAGGGUGGUAACAACUCCAAUACAAGUGACACCUUACAAACCAUAUCCAUCCAAGUAGCUAUUUUUAUAUUAUCAUCCUGUUAUUUUCAUCCCCUCAAUGAAUUCCCUCAUCAUCAUCUUUCAUCCUCAUCUUCAAUCUCACUCUUGUAAAUGUUUUUCUUCAAGAUAAACUGGUUCUCAGUCUUGAUUAACUUUCUGAAAGGUUCAUUACUUAUCAUUCAUAUUACAUGAUAACCUGGCAACUAUUAUACACACUUAAUUAUUAUCUUUUCAACUCUCAAGCUUCAUUGAUGAACAACAAUUGGAUUAGAAAACGUUUUUUUCAUUCAUCAGUGUUUUUGGUGAUCUACUGUUAAUUGUUAUCGUUGAUUAUCAACUGACUUUUGAAGGUUUUUACACCAAACGGACAACAAAAGUCAAAGCGAUUCAGGAAUCAUCAUCAUCAUCAUUUCAUCAUCAAUUGACCAAUACUUUGAUUUGUUGUCCAUUAAUUGUGAUUGUUACAUGAUAAUGGUAAUAACAAUAAUCUGCUAAUUACUUUCCAUCAUUCCAGUUAGUUAUUGAUGUGUAUUCAUGUUGUCUUUGAAUAUUGUGUCUAAUCAUCAUCUCAUAUUAUUGAUUAUUAUUACAAUCAAAGUGUUUAAUUGUGCUUAAAGUGGUUUACAAACGUGAAAAUUAAUCAACAAUCUCACAAUAUAAUCUUUAAUUAUUAACCAUUUGAGAUUGAAGGGAUUGUACAACAAUGGAUGAUAUAAGAAAAUUAAAUGAAAAUAUGAGAAAAAGUAUCAACAAUUUAUAUCAAAAUGUUCACGAAUAUUGGACCAGUCGAAUCGCUCCUCACUUCAAGAAACGUACCAAUGAAGUAAAUCCGACCCGUGGACCUGAAGCAAAGACAAAUACAUUGACCCGUCCAAACGUUGAUCGGACACCGGUCACUCCACCACCUCUAUUACGGAUAAUUAUGGUUGGAUCUGGAGGUGUAGGUAAAUCAGCAUUGACAUUACAAUUUCUCUACGAUGAGUUUGUUGAAGAUUAUGAGCCGACCAAAGCUGAUACUUAUCGAAAACAGGCUCAUGUAGAUGACGAAACUGUUAUGGUCGAUAUACUGGACACCGCUGGUCAAGAAGAUUAUGCAGCGAUACGAGACAAUUACUUCCGCUCGGGUGAAGGUUUUCUUUGUGUUUUCUCAAUAACGGAAAGUGAAUCUUUCGCUGCCACACACGAAUUUCGUGAACAAAUACUUCGAGUUAAAGGUGAUGAAUCAUCGAUACCUUUUCUUCUGGUCGGAAAUAAGGCCGAUCUUGAUGAGAAGCGAAAUGUGUCCAAAGAAGAGGCUCAAGCGUUAGCCGAUUCCUGGAAUGUGCCAUAUCUUGAAACAAGUGCUAAGACUCGCGCCAACGUCGAUACGAUAUUUUAUUACCUAAUGAAAGAGAUUUACAAAAAGAAACGAACUCAAUCAACCACAAAUCCAACAAUUAACAAUAAGAAUGAUAAAAAGAAAAGGAAAACCGUUUGUAACAUUUUUUAGAGCAAAAAUUUGUGGUCAUUUUUUGCUCCAUCCUUCCGACAAUUAAGACUAUGAAAUUAACAUUAAUCAAGAGAGAAAGUUUAAUUGGGAUGCUAAUUGUUUCUUUUUGUAUUAUUUUCUAUUAGUAAUUCAACAAAUUAGCAUUCCCUCGUUAAUUGCUUUUCUCUGUCAUUUCAUUUAUCCAUUCAUAUCCUAGCAAAAAGUUUCAUUGAAAAUCAAUUGUUUCAAAAUCUCUCAUGUAAAUAAAUCAUUAAAAUUACUUUUCAAAUAAUUGAAUUCAAUUUCUAAUUGUUGAUCUAAUUAAUUUCCUUCCAACUCCCAAAGACAACUAUUCAUUUCUCAUCAAUAAAACGAUCAUUAUACUCA